This is a messenger RNA of Rubroshorea leprosula, 1218 nucleotides long. The record is from the annotation of a GenBank genome assembly. NCBI's taxonomy places the organism in Eukaryota, Viridiplantae, Streptophyta, Magnoliopsida, Malvales, Dipterocarpaceae.
CAAAUAUAUAAUCUUUCAUUCAUUUUUCUCAAGAAAAACAUUCGAUCUUGAACAUUAAAUGGAAAAUACAAAGAGAAAGAAAUCAACAAACAAAGCAACACCCACGGCGGAAUUCUUCAAGGAAAAGCAGAUCCAGAUCUGAUGGGAGGGAUCCCACCCACGAGACCAGGCUCCCAUCGUCCCCUUCACCACCGUUCCCAGAAGGCUCCUCUGUUCAGAAAUUACCUAAAGUAGAAGCAAACACAGAGAAAUUAGCCUCCCUUUCAACCGCCGUCAGCACCAAGCUCAAGCCAAAGAAAAACCCCUUCUAUUGCUCUCGAAGCUCAGCCGAAACUCCCCAACAAAACAGACCCAAAAUCAACCAACCCCCUAAAAUCAAUACCGACCUCUCCUCUCUAUCAAACUUCAAAAAAACUAACCAACCCCCUUUUCAAUCUGAUUUUUCUCUAUAUAUAUACCCGAAUAAAAGAUAAAAAUAAUAAAAAAGCCUUGCUCUGUCAAUCAAUAAUGAUGAAGAUUUUCUGGCAUGUACUGUAGCGAGCAGAGGCAGGGGCAUGGCUCGGUGCAGAGGGCAUGAUUGCUGGCGCAGAGUGCAGGCGUGCAAGCAACGCGGGUUCGGCACAGCAGGCGGCAAGGGGAUUUGGUGCAGAGGAAGGCUGGCGCAGUGCAGGGGCGAGAUUGAUGCAGAUUCGGUGCAGAGCAGGUGCAGGAGUGAUGAUUGCGCGAGAUCUGGGCGCAGGAGGCACGUCGGGCGCAGAGCAGGGAGCAAGGGCGCAGGCUGGUGCAGGGGCGAGGCUCGGGCGUGCAGAGCUCGGUGCAGAGCUCGGCGUGCGAGGGGGCGAUGAUGGCUCGGUGCAGAGGAGCUGGGCGCAGUGCAGAGGAUCUGGGCUGAUUCGGGAGAGAGAAAAGUAAAAGUAAAAGUAAAAAUGAAAGAAGGGGGUUCUGGAGAAAAAAAAGAUUUUUUUCUUUUUUUUUUUUGGUUAAAUGGGUUUGGUAUUUGGGCUUGGGUUUGGGUAAUUGUGGGUUUUGGGUUGUUGGUAGGCUUUGGGUUUUGGGUAAUUGGGCUUUGGUUUGGGUUUGAUGGGUUUUGGGCUAGACUUUGCAUUUCACCCCUCCAACUUUUAAUUUCUUCAAUUGAGUCCCUUCUUUCUUUUUCAGGAAUUUUCCAAUUUCCUUUUGCAUGUAGCACCUGAAACAAAAUAAAGAUAUAUUAGUCAA